AGCGCGCGUUCGCGGCCAGGGGAGGCGUGUGCUGCUCCCGCAGCCAGCGAGAGCGAGAGAGGGAUGGAUGUUGGAGGAGGAAUUCGGGCUUAACAAGUGAUCGCUGCUGUCUAGGAUUUUGUUUCUUUUCGGGGGAACCUUGACUUCCUUUCCCAGGCAAUCCCUCCUGUGCUGAACUCCAGAGGAACCAGGAGUCUUGGGGUCUUCUCUGGGGCAGCCCCAACCCCCACCCCCAGGCUCCAGCCGCGAGGACUCUGUGCACCCCCCGGGCCAGGCAACAGAACUUGUUCCGUGGAUAUUUGGAGCCUCCACCUGCCAAACCCGAGUGAUUCCUUUUACCACCCCCCGCCCCCCCACCCAAGAUCAUUCUUCCCCUCCUCCAGCUGUUGCAGCUUGAGGGGGAAAAACAAGCCAGCCGGUGGAUUUUCUUUAUUUUUAUUUUUCGCCCCGCCGGGGAACGGUGAAGUGCUUCUUCUGCAUGAUUUUGGCUGAAGAAUGCUCUGCAUUUCCUUGAUUUCUAUGGAGACCUCAGAGCUGGUUUUGCUUCUGCUGACACCUCAUCUAGCACCUUCUCUACCUCCCAGGGUCUUUGCCUCUAUCUAUGCUUUGGCAUUGUACCUGGGUACAGGAAGCCUUUGAUGAACUUAAAAGGAGAGCCUGGAGAAUGAUCCUGAUAGACUUUGAGUAGAAAUGGCUGGACAUACUUCAAACCACAUCUUAACAUGGUUCGAGCCAUCACUAGAAGGCAAGUGCUAACAGUAAAGGCUUAUUUGCAUUUUAUUUACAUUUAAUGGACUGAGCAUUGGCCAAUUUCCAUGGCAGAAAAAUAUAUUUCAUUUUCUAGGCACAACUUCUGGCUGUCAGACACUUGCUGCCUUUGAAUCUUGCAGCAUCAUCACUAACCACAUUCCAGACAUAUUUCCAAAUUUCAACAUCUACCCCCAAAACAUAGGUGUCUGAGAGACUCCAGCAUUUUCGGACUUCUUAGUCUUGAGAGUGCCCAGGCUAUUUAUCUCGACCAGCCAAGCUCUGGAGAGCAAUGUUGAAUCCCUGAGAAGAGAGAGCAUGGGGCGUGCUGAUUUAAAAACAGAAAAUGCAAAGUUGGACUGAAAAUAUCCUUAGUCUUCCAAGCAAUCUGCUUAAGGGUUCCAAACUUACCUUAAUUUGGUGAGAAAAGAAGCUGCCCUAUUUUUCUUUCUUCUUCUUCUACAACUGGAACCAGCCAUUUCCGAAAACCACCACCAUGGAGGUUGCAAUGGUGAGUGCGGAGAGCUCAGGGUGCAACAGUCACAUGCCUUAUGGUUAUGCUGCCCAGGCCCGGGCCCGGGAGCGGGAGAGGCUUGCUCACUCCAGGGCAGCUGCAGCAGCUGCUGUUGCAGCGGCCACAGCUGCUGUCGAAGGUAGCGGGGGUUCUGGUGGGGGCUCCCACCACCACCACCAGUCACGUGGGGCCUGUACCUCCCAUGACCCUCAGAGCAGCCGGGGUAGUCGGAGGAGGAGGCGACAGCGGUCUGAGAAGAAGAAAGCCCACUACCGGCAGAGCAGCUUCCCUCAUUGUUCUGACCUGAUGCCCAGUGGCUCUGAGGAGAAGAUCCUGAGGGAGCUGAGUGAGGAGGAGGAAGAUGAGGAGGAGGAGGAAGAGGAGGAAGAGGAGGGAAGGUUUUACUAUAGUGAAGAUGACCAUGGUGAUGAGUGUUCCUACACGGAUCUGCUGCCUCAGGAUGAGGGCGGUGGCGGCUACAGUUCAGUCCGCUACAGUGACUGUUGUGAACGUGUGGUGAUAAAUGUGUCAGGCCUACGCUUUGAGACCCAAAUGAAAACUCUGGCCCAGUUUCCAGAGACUUUGUUGGGAGACCCUGAAAAGAGGACUCAGUACUUUGACCCUUUGCGCAACGAGUAUUUUUUUGACAGGAACCGCCCCAGCUUUGAUGCCAUCUUGUAUUAUUAUCAAUCAGGAGGCCGCCUGAAGAGGCCAGUCAAUGUCCCCUUUGAUAUCUUCACUGAGGAGGUGAAGUUCUAUCAGUUGGGGGAGGAGGCCCUGUUGAAGUUUCGGGAGGACGAGGGCUUUGUGAGAGAAGAGGAAGACAGGGCCCUCCCCGAGAAUGAAUUUAAAAAGCAGAUUUGGCUCCUCUUUGAAUAUCCAGAGAGCUCCAGUCCUGCAAGGGGCAUAGCCAUUGUGUCCGUCCUGGUCAUCUUAAUCUCCAUUGUCAUCUUUUGCCUGGAAACCUUGCCUGAGUUUAGGGACGACAGGGAUCUCGUCAUGGCACUGAGUGCUGGCGGGCAUGGUGGGUUGUUGAAUGAUACUUCAGCACCCCACCUGGAGAACUCAGGGCACACAAUAUUCAAUGACCCCUUCUUCAUCGUGGAAACAGUCUGUAUUGUAUGGUUUUCCUUUGAGUUUGUGGUUCGCUGCUUUGCUUGUCCCAGCCAAGCACUCUUCUUCAAAAACAUCAUGAACAUCAUUGACAUUGUCUCCAUUUUGCCUUACUUCAUCACACUGGGCACUGACCUGGCCCAGCAACAGGGGGGUGGCAAUGGUCAGCAGCAGCAGGCCAUGUCCUUUGCCAUCCUCAGAAUCAUUCGUCUGGUCCGAGUAUUCCGGAUCUUCAAACUCUCCAGGCACUCCAAAGGCCUGCAGAUCCUGGGCCACACCCUCAGAGCCAGCAUGCGGGAACUGGGCCUUCUGAUCUUCUUCCUCUUCAUUGGGGUCAUCCUCUUUUCUAGUGCUGUGUAUUUUGCAGAAGCGGAUGAACCUACUACCCAUUUCCAAAGCAUCCCAGAUGCAUUUUGGUGGGCUGUGGUGACCAUGACAACUGUGGGCUAUGGGGACAUGAAGCCCAUCACUGUAGGGGGCAAGAUUGUUGGGUCCCUGUGUGCCAUUGCGGGUGUCUUAACCAUUGCUUUGCCAGUGCCAGUGAUUGUCUCUAACUUUAACUAUUUCUACCACAGAGAGACUGAAAAUGAGGAACAGACACAGCUAACGCAGAAUGCAGUCAGUUGUCCAUACCUCCCCUCUAAUUUGCUCAAGAAAUUUCGGAGCUCUACUUCUUCUUCCCUGGGGGACAAGUCAGAGUAUCUAGAGAUGGAAGAAGGAGUUAAGGAAUCUCUGUGUGCAAAGGAGGACAAGUGUCAGGGAAAGGGGGAUGACAGUGAGACAGAUAAAAACAACUGUUCUAAUGCAAAGGCUGUGGAGACUGAUGUGUGAAUCUUUCUCCACCUGCCACUGCUCCCCCCUCAGCAUCUCCAAAUAUAUUUAUGCAUAGAGAGUGCAGUUAUGAAAAUGAAAUAUGCAAAUGAUCCAAUGCAUACAGUAGUACACUAUUUAAUGGUUAUACAUGGCAUAAUUGUUACUAAACUUGUAUUACAUAUCAAAUAAAUGAUACAUCUUGGAGAAGAGGGAGGAAUAGGAGCAAAUCUAUCUUUAUAUUUUUAUUAGAAUGCAAGAAUUUUGCACAUUAACUGGAAAACAUGUUAACAGUAAAGAUGGAGAGAGAGAGUGUGUGCGUGUGUGCGCGUAUGUGUGUGUGUGUGAAGUAAAUUGUCAAUGUUAGUAAUUGUGCAGUGAUGGGAAAAGUUGGCAUUUUGAAGUAUUUACUAUGUAAGAACUAAUGAAUCUGAGCAGUCAUUUAUCAGUGCUUUAACAGCAUAUCAUAUGUCUUUGGAUUCUGUAGUUGUUUUUUAAAAAAUUGUAAGAAAUACUGUGUAGAGAAAAAAGAAAGUAAAUUAUUUAAUAGACUAUAGGUCACAAUUUUAUCUUGGAUUUAAUUAAAAUUUAUUUUUAACUGGAAAUUAACUUUUAAAAAGGCUGCAAGGGCCUUUAGAAAUUGAUUAUAUUUUGUUAUUAAUUUUGGGAAGAUUUAACAGCAAAUGUCUAACAUUAUAGAAUAAGUGAAAUUGGAGAAUAUGUAAUAAGUUUUGUUUGCAGGUAACAGGACUGGAUUUUUUUUUCAUUGCACUACUUUAUAUGCUGGAGAUUGAGAGAGACUUCAUACUGUGAAUGUUUACUAAUGUAACAGUUCAAUGACAAUCAUUGGAAGAAUGAUUUCUUUAGUCUUAUUUUAUUGUUUUCUUUUCAUUGUGUGAGACUAAUGAUCAUGCAGAUAACAUCACAGGAUUCUCUCCUCUUUUAAAAUCUAAAUAACUGAUUGACAAAGGAAUUAUGAAGUAAAAUUUAGCAACUGAAUCUUUUGAAAUUGGUCUGUUAGAAUGAUGCUUCUGAAAUCAUACUAUUUUAUAUAUUCUUCUGCCUUUUAACUCCAGAAUAAUUUAACCAAAGUUAAUGCAUGCACUGAAAGAAUCCUUGAAGAAGUAAGAUGCCAAGCAGCUACAGUGAUUAUGGCUUAAAAUUUUUCUAUUAAAUGUGAAACAUAAACGCUAGAUUUAUUAAGUUUAUUUUUUGUACAGUUAUAUAAGAACAGAAUUUGGGGAUUAACCUCAGAUUUUAACAUUAUAUUUGCUAAAAUGGACAUAAGGAAGAAUUGUGUCAAACAUUUGGUUUCAACAUCACCAUCAUUAUCAUCUUUAUUAAAGGAAUUUAUGACACAUAUAACUGCAUUUAAGUCAUGACAAAGCAUUCUAGAAUGUGAGAUAACAACUAGCGAUCAGCCUUGCACUAUGAAAUCAUGAGGUAUAGGUUAGAAAACUCAGAAUGCAUAAGAGGCCUUAUUCUACAAUGUUUGUUUAACUUCUGUUCUUUAUAAAAUGAUUGUCUUGAGCUCUGGUUGGGGGCGGGGAACAAAACAAAACAAACAACACUGCAUACACUAUUUUGGCACAUAGUGAACUCUGGUAACUGUGAGCUACAAACAAACAAACUGACCUAGAAUAGCCUUUCUCAAGCUUUUUAAAAUCCAGGCCAUCAUUUCAUAAUUACAUAAAUUCUACCUCUCCUUUAAUGGUAUUUGAAAUUCAAAGUAAAUUCAACAUUAGGCUUAAAAGUAAAACUGCACCCCCUCUCCACCCUUUCCCCACCACUUGUAGAGAAAUGCUUUUCUAGAACACCUUUUAGAGAAUGAAAACAGCAAGCAGGGCCUUUGAUUGAAUGUGAAGAACAAAGAUCAAUAGAAGACAACAGAGAAUGAUAAAACAAGAAAAUGCCAUCUUACAAUAAGAUUUCAAAGAUAAUGUUUUAAUACAUUUUAGAUUUGGGGCAAAAAUGUAACAAGCAUUAGAGUAGGGGUAAGGCUAUUUGGACAGGCUAUAAGUCAUUUGGAAAUGUCACUUAACAUCUCUGCACCCAAAUGUCAUGAUUGGUUAAAAAGAGGGCAAAUGAAGCACAUUACGUUACAGAGUUAUGCAAAACAAAUGAGAACAUGCGAAAACUGUGAAAUGUUGAGUUCCAUACAAAUGCCUGAUGUUAUGUCUAAAUUGUUUAACCUUCCUCUGGGAGAAAAAGCGAUUUAGAAUGCACAAGCAUACAUCUACUUUAUUAGGAUAUUGUAAAAAUUAUGGGUAAUUGCUUUAACUCUGCAGUCCUUACAAGAAGUUGAUGUGCAGAUACAAGAGAGUCUAUUGCUGAUAGAUUCAGGCAUGUUAUAGUAUAGAAAGUUGACUCUGUGAACAACAGACCAUGUAUCUUACAAUAUAGCCAACUAGGUCAGAUUAUAUCUCAAAAUAAUUUAAGGGCUGUUUAGUAUAUAAGGGAUGUUUAUUGAACUUUCUAUAAUAGCAGUGACAAUGAUUUGGCUAUGUUUGGAAGGGAAAUGUACUGUAUUUCAUUGUUUCCAUAAUACUUCCUUUUAAAUCUGAAAGUUAUAUUAAAUUUGAUUGACAAAACACAUUAUAUUGAUAAUUCUGAGAAUCCAGGAAAUGUAGUCAUUUGGGGCUUACCUUUAUUUCACAUGUUUUUUUUUUCUUUUUCUUUCUUUCUUUCUUUUUUUUUUCGGAUGAGAAGGUCAAGAAGUGACAGACAUAAGCUUUCAAACCAAAUAUUAUUAGGUUAUCAUACUAAACUCAUUGUUUCUUUCCUCCUGCAAGAUGCAUUUAUUUUAGAGUAUCUCGAUCUUGAUCCUACACUGAGAAGGAAGGUUUUAAGCCCUCAAGACUUGUAUGGGAGUUCUUCUGUAUGGAACACUUCUCUUAGAAGAGAAUUCAUGAAUUCAGGACAUCCAGUACAGUUGUGAAUUCAUAACAUUUUUCCAGUUGAAACUAGUCAAAGUGCUUUAGAUCCAUUUGUAAAAAAUUUAUACUGAUGAAUAUGCUUUCUGGAUGUAUUUAUAACUAAUUUAUGAAACUGUAUCUUAGAGACCACUAUACACAUUUGGUUAAGAUAAAAGGGAAGUGACCUUCUUUAGAGAUCCUAAUUCUUGGGAUCUGGGAUCCUUUUAUUGCUUUUCAGAUGAUAAUAGAUGUUACCAAAAGCACACUAUUUGAGGGUCAUCCUAAUCAGAGUCUUUUCAAGGGAAGAUGCAUUGUUCUCUCUUGCAAAUGGGUUGGAAAGGAAACAGGCAUAACAGUUAUGGGGAAGAAAGAAGGAAUAAAUAGUCCUUUUGAUUUCUGUGAAAGGGAGUCAGUGGGUGCUAGAGGAAUGACAGCUGGUCUAGGGAGUCAAGAGAGCUGGCUUGUUAAUCGUAGGCAAAUUGUUUCAUCUCCUUGAUCCUCAGGAGUGUGUGUAUGUGUGUGUGUGUGUGUGUGUGUGUGUGUGUAUCUAACAUGGGGAUAUUGGGCUACAUUAUUACUUGGUUCCUUUUCGUACCACAAUUCUACUGUGGAGUAAAAGAAAUAUCAGACUAGCUUCAUAUUUUCUAAGUACCAUUCCAGUCAUAUCAGCUUGGAUUUUUUUUAGUAAGUAAUAGGAGCAAAAAUAAAUAAAUAAAAACAAAAAUCUCACUGUUAGGUUAACCGCAGAACAGGUGUUUGAGUUUUUUCGAAUGUAGACUAAGCUGAAUGAAUAGGACGUAUUUUGAGCUGUUAUUCUAACAACUUCUAAAGGGAAGGGAUUCAUUUAAUGAAAAAUAACUCUUCAGUCCUCAGUUGAAUACAUAUGGUGAAAAUUGGUAAGUAAACAUUUUGAUGUCUUGCUUUGUUAUCGUGCAGUCUUGUCAGUAAAUGGUAUUUUGACCUGUGCUGGGGAACUCAUUUUAUGCUUAAACACAUGUAGUGUUUCACAAGUGCUACUGCAUGCUUUGUCAAGUUUGUUUUAAACAGGAUCACUGAAGCUUCCUGAAAUUUUUUUCAUUAAGCAUGUGUUGAAAUAGAACCCAAUAUAUGAAUAAGAAAGAUAUAAGGAAAAUACUGUGAAUUAAGAUACAUAUUUUCCCAUUUAAAAAAAGUCAAUAUUAACCAAUGGAAAAUUAUUUUUAAUCACAUUGGAAUCACAAACAGUAGCCCCCUACCUUCCAACAAAUCAGAAAUGGUGUUCUUCGUUGUUGUUAAUUUUCAGGGUUUGGAUGAGCCUUUAGUACUAACAUUGCAGCUAUUGCUAGGGAAAGUAAGAAAUAUACCUAGAUUCACUUCACAUUUUUAAAAUGAACCUGUGGUGAUGUGCUCAUGUGCAGGAAACAGAGUGUAACAUCCUUCUUUAUGUGUGUGUAUGUGUUUUUAUUGAUACAGUUUAAAAUGAUUACGGGGUGUCAUUCAGUGACAAAAGGGCCUGUUCCAGGAAAUCUCCUUGAACCAAAAGUCAUUCUGAAUUCUUCAAGAGACAUUUGAUGUGGAUAUAAGGUACCUUUUGGUUCUCCUGCCUGUAAAUAAACUUGACUUUAGGCAAAGGAUCUUCCAGACCAAUGUAGCCAUUGCAGGUCAGAAGAAAGUGCUAUUUUCUAGUAUGGAAAUCAGUAUUCUUAUUUGAGGAGAAGGUUGUUGGAGUGGUUGUGUUCAAUAUUGAAGGAAGCAGAGCUUUUUUUUUUGUAAUAAAUGGGAAUAUGUACUUCUGAAAAGUAAAUUAAGAUUAGGACUGUGAUAUGAGUUUUAUUUCUGGCUUGGUUUUGUUUCCAUAGCAGUCCCAAUUUCUCACAGUAUCUUCUUCAUGAAAGUAUGCUAAUACGUAUCAGACCAUAUGGCCCCAUUUGAGGUUUAGAAAAUAUGGUCAUCUUAUUUAUGGAUAAAUAAAUUAAUCCCAGGGCAUAAGUUAGUUGCUUAAAAAACAUGGCACAUAUUUAAUGAGCGGUGGCUCUAAGUGAGAUUCAAGCAUCCCCCUUUCAGGCCUGUGGGAUGGGAAUAAAUGUAUAAGGCAAACAAUGUGCUGAAUAUAAAGUCGUGCUGUCAUCUUGAAAAGCAUAUUCCCAGAUUCACUGGAGGUAGUGUUGCUGACUUAAGGUUCAGCUUUUGGUCCAUUUGUUGUCAUUGGUGUCUUGGAAGGAGAUUUUGCAUCCAGGGUGCCAGGAGCUAAAUGAUUUUGUUAGUUGAUCCACAAAUAGUCCAUUCUUGCUUCCUACCUGUAAGCAAUCUGUUUUGUAGGUUAUCCGUAGUUGGUUUCUCACCUGAGGCUGGCUUUACUUAGGCUCAGAAGCCUAUUGUCUUGUGUUAAACAACCAGUCCAGAAAAGGUAAAAUUAUGAAAAGAUAAAACAAUCCAUUACAAAGAAACAACAAAAACACUAGAACUAGAAAGCCAAGCAAAACCUAAGUGGGAAGCCAAAUCUGUUGUUCAAAGUGUUACAUACGCUAGAACUAAUUAUGCAGGAUUUUGGGGUAACGUUGGUCCUGCCUCUUCACCAUUAGCAGAAAUAACCAAGAAGUGACUGUUGUGAUAGAGGACAUAAAGCAGAAAUAACCUGCCCCAUGAAUAUAUAGGUUAACAUUUUCUGUGAAAAUGAUAGAAAUGCCAACCUACCUUAGCAGUGGUUUUAAUAGUAACUAUUAGAAAUGACUAAUAAAUAUGGAAGAUAUGCUGGUGUUUUUCCCAGUAAUCAGUAUUAUGUGGGAAUGUACUUGGAUUGUUUCUCAUGAUUCUGUACACCAAGGGCUAUUUCAAAGUCAAAGAGCAUGAAGGCAUUUUUAUCCACAGCUACUUAAGCUAUUGGCUGUUGAGGGGCCAGUUACCUCUUAAAUCAGUCAAAGCAGUUAAAUAAAUAGUCCCUGUGGAUAUCAACAAAAGCUGUGCCAGUGCUAAGUCUAAGAAUUAUAUUUGUUUCAAAAUAAUUAUAUGAAUAUAUAAUAUAUUCAUAUGUUCACAUAUAUUAUGUAUUUUAUAUUCUGCCAACAAAUAUAAGCAAAAUGAAUGAUCUGAGGUAUUGAAAGAGACUUUUCACAGUGAAGUAAAAGUGUAUAAUUCCCAUUAGCAGGCAAAUGCAUGUGUUUUGGAGAAAUGGUGAGGCUGGAGGAUUAAAAAACCUCUCUUUACACUUUAGGUUGGAUUUUUGUGCCCCAUAACGACAAUAAUACUAGUCCUAAGCUCUGAGACAUUCCAUAAGGGUAUAUAGAGUUUCAUUCCCAGAAGAAAGGGUUAAUUUUUAUGCUGUAUGGAACAUUGCAAAAUGUUGAUUUUAUUUUUUUAAUGCACAUUAUUCUCAUUAUAUAAAGGAUGCAUAUAGCAUGGAAACUAGACUAUAUGACCUGUAGAACAACUGUGUGCUCUUUAGAAAUAGAAUUACUAGAAGCCAUUAUCUUUCUAUUUUUUUGUGGUAGCUUUUGUUUGAUGUGAAUUACUUAAUUCUCUCAGGUUCAAUUACAGCAUUAAAAGUUUCAGGUUAUUGUUGUUUUUGGUGAAUGUUCCAAUAUCUUUCUUAGGCUCUGAGGGCACACACACAACCAUUCAGUAGUUGGAAAAUACUAUAUCUCUUGGAGAUUAAGGCGAUAUUACCUGAACUCUCUCUAUGAUAGCAGCCACAUUAGUUAACAUGGAGGAUGCAUGUUUUUCUAUUUAUAAACUUAAUGCACUUGUACCUGAAUAGAAUGAUGAUUUCCCUAAAGAACACUAAUGGUGUUGAUAGCACCUGAGUGAGCCUUUUUUCCUCCUGUCAAUUGGUAGGGAUAUGAUCCAAAUGAGCCUUUCAUUUGCUAUCAGGCAGAGAAGGAAAUAAUUAAUGAAGCUCCCACUCAACUGAAAUCUAUCAAGAGGUGAUGGAAUCUCUAGGGAAUGCAUUAGGAUUUUUUUUUUUAUUAUUUAUUUACUUGCCAUUCCUAGUUGGUGUCAUUAUGGCAUGAGUGUUGGGGAAAGAUAUUAAUUUUAGGAUGAUUUACCUAAUACUAAAAUGACUUGAUAAAAAACAAUUCGAAAUUAUAAGCAUUGCAAUAUCUUAUUAGCUUUAGGAAUAUCUCCAGUUAAAAAUUUUAAGAAAUUAAUAUGAGAUUUGGAGAUUGCAAUAGUUAUUUGGAGAGAGACAUAUCCAAAGAAUAAUGAUUCAGUUAUUCAGAUUUAUUAAGAAAUCUGAGUUUUAUAAGCUUUGCAAGAGAUUCAAAAAGUCUCUCAACUUUCAAAAAUUUUGCUGCAACCCCGUCAGAUUUCAGAAAGAAAUUCAAGAAUUCCUCUUGAGAGGAAAAUGGUACCUAUUUUUCUUCUUUUGUGUGUGUCUUUUUCACAUUCAUGAUUAAAUUGGUGGAUUUUAUAUAAUCAUUAUCUUCCAGCAAAUUAAGUGAAAGACUUGGCUACAGAUUGAUUAGAGGAUGACAAAAUUGUAUGAUAGUCUUUCUUUGCAACAUUUGCUGUUGAUCAGUUUAGAAGCUGAUUUCAGUACAUGUGAAUUACAACACAGAGAAAUGGCUAUGUACUAUAUUAGUAUCUAAAUGACAAAGCAAGAAUAUUAGGAAUAGGAUUUACUUUUGAGUUCCUAGAAGUGUUAUUAGAGCUCUUGACCCGUGUCCUCCAGAUCUGAUCUAGCCAAUGAGAAUUUAGGAAACUCCUUUUUUUUUUUUUUUUUUUUUUUUCCCUAGAGUAGCGACAAGAUAUAACAGGAUCAGUGCCAACUGGGAGAUAGCAACAGGAGCAGGGAGGAGGGCAAGGGACAAGGAGUUAUGCCUAAAUGAAGUCACUAAUUUGAUGGUGAAAAUAGCUAGGUCAGUCUAAAAACUGCUUCAUUUUGUCAUGCUAACUAUUAAUUUUUGUUGACCCAAAGAAUCCAGGAAAGUGAAUUGAUCUCUUAGAGUAGGCAUAUAUGUGUAUAUGUCCGAAUAUUCCCUUUGCUCUUCGUCUUCGAGGGCACUCACAUACGAAACCAUAAAACUGCUGCUGGGAGUUAAAACUGUAUGUCUCAUUAAGGAUAAGAUUCACCUUUCCCUUCAGAGUAAGGGACUCAUGUCUUUAGGAGAUUACUCCUUGGACGUUUACGUUUCAAAGGGGGAGAAUUCUCCCCCUUAUUCUAAUAUAGAAUGUCAGCAUAGCAGUGCAUUCAAGCUAAGACAGAAGUAAGCAACCAGUAGAAGCCCUGGGAAUGAAUGUCACUAACACAGAGCUGAAUGAUGUGUUUAUGUUGGUUAUUGCUGGUGUGCAAUUCUUAGAGGAAUGGAGAAAUCAUAAAAUUUGUGCAAUCUAAUUAGAACUCUGCCAUCAUAUGCUCCUUGCUGAUUUAGCUGCUGCCGCUGCUGCUGCCGCUGCUUCUUCUCAUCUACACGGAAAAGAGGUGUCAUUUCACUACUAGAAUCCACAUACUUCACAGGUUUCAAGGCAGUGUGAGAAACAGUGGAGAAAGAAAGGGUUAGAUUCGAUAGAUAAGGAUGAAGCAACAUGCAGUAUUUUAAGGUGUGAAUCAUCUUGUGACACAAGACUAUUUUUACUCAAGGGACUAAGCAGAAUCUUUGGAUGGGAGAAGCUCUGUUCAGGAAUUACCAUUUCCUUUUUGUAUGUCUAUAGUAUCACUAUUAGAGAUCAGUCUAGUCUAGCAAGGGGAUAAAUUCUUCCGUCAUUGCUAAAACAAGCUGAAAAUUACAUGCUGAAACAUUUUUUUCCUUAUUUCAUUUAAGAAAAAUUGUAGUUGUUUUAUAAGCUUUGCAAGAGAGAUUCAAAAAGUCUCUCAACUGUCAAAAUUUUGCUGCAACCCUGUCAGAUUCAGAAAGAAAUUCAAGGUAGGAGAGCCUAAUAGAACUUCAGACCAAAUAUAAACUUAUUCAAAGUAAGGUAUCCAGGGAUCUCCUUCCAGUCUCUUCCCCCAUUCCCCCAUGUAAGUUUUUCUUUUCUUUUUUUUUUUUUAACUGCAGAUAUAAACAUGUAAAAUGUUUGGUUUUCUCACUUUCCCUCCAGUCUAUCUCAUCCCAUUCACCUUUGCAUCAACAAAAGCCCGGAUCAGAAAGGCUUUUGCAGUCCCUGUUUGCAGAUUUCUCAGGGAGAGUUUUUAUGUGUGAUUUGGGUAGACAUCUUCCCCUUUUAUAAAUCAGGUCAUGCCAGUGCAUAUCCAGAAAGCUUCUACAACCACCUGCAUUGUGAGUCUGUUAUGUUCUGUUGUUAUGUUAGCUAUUUUCUGCCUAUUACUGAACAGCUGGGAUUUUAGAAACAGCUGGAUGAUUAGUUUUGUUUUUUCCAUUUUUCACCCAGAUGCUUUAUUACUGUGUAGAAACAACCCCAAUGUGGAACAACCUGGGAGUAUAAUAGCGAAAAUCUGCUCUGAUGCAACUGUUGUUAUUAGGAAUUGAAUCAAGAAAAUUACAGGCAAACAGUUUUGACUAUUGUCUGCUUUACAAACAUGUUUGAUACAGCAUUCUCAUUUCCAUUUCUAGGCAAAAUGAUUUGAUUUAGCAACUUUAAAAUGCCUCUUCCAUUAUUCCUUAGGCUAUCGAAGCUGUGCUUUGGCUGUUAUGUUUAUUUGCUUAAGGGGAAAUGUCUAUACACAAUGAGGCAUCACCUGAGUUUUCCAUUCACUGCUGGCAAGAGGAGCUGACAGAGGCAGGCAAGUGACAGUCUUCACACUCGCCACAGUCUAUUUUUAGGUUGUUGCCUUUGUGGCUGACUUCAGCCCUGAUGGGAUGGAUUGACAUUCGAAGACAAUGAAAUGUUUUAUUAUGAAGAUUUGCAGAUCUAUAAAACUGGAUGGUAUUGUGAAAGUGAUAAAUUUAAUUCAGGUGCUGUUAGUUGGUUCCUUACCCAGGGCUAAAAUUAGAAUAAAAAAGAUGGGUAGACGCUUUUUCCUUUUCUAAUUAUUCUUUCAACAGAUGUUUGUUAAGCUUAUCCUAGCUGGCUAGGCUGUGUCAUGUACCCAAUCUCUAGAUGUACUAAAAUUUCAGAGAAUCACAGUUCAUGUAAGGAUUUUUUGAGAUAUAUAUUCAUUUUUCUAAAUAGCAGGAUUCUUGUUUAUUAUUGUGAUUCCUUUUUCCCCCUUUAGAAUCUACGUGUGUGGGUAGGUCUAGUUUCUCCUUGGGGAGUGAAUUGCCAGGCAUCAUGCUUUAAUAAUACUUCCUUUUUAUAAGUUCUAUCUUGUUUCUGUUAUGUACUUCAUUUUCUGUAAUAGCUUCUGUAUAAACUGCAGAGUAAAUGGGCCUGAAUCCAACUUGCCAAUUUUUUAUGAUUCUUGCAUGAGCAAAAACAAUACUCAGUGUUUUCAAAUAGCAGAGGUGAUUAUAUGAACCAUAUUUACUCCUUUUCAUUCCUGUAAUGUAUUUCUUCUAUUCAAUAACAUGUGAUUAAACUAUAACUCAAAGAAAGAAGCAGAUUUAACUGAAAUAUUAAACGUUUGUAAAGCAAUAAACAAUUUUUUUAAAUUUCAAAGUAAUUUGCUAUGACCAUGGUUCUUCUUUCCACACAAAAACAUUUUUUUUUCUUUUAAUAAUAACCAUCUGUAUCUUUCUAUUUGGGAAAGAUAUGAGUGCCAUUGAUGGUUCCUUUACAAAUUCUGGCUUGAAUAAAAACCUGAGUUUAUUUCUUGGAUGCAUGUGGAAAGCUUUGUUCUUUUUGUGGAUAUUCCUACUACCUAGGCAAACCAGAUGGAAUUGCAUUCAUUACAUGGCUAAGUCAGGACAGUUGAGGCCAACUUUAGGGAUUUUUCCGAGGUGCCUUCUAUCUGCAUCGAUUGAUUUCAAGAGGUGUUUGCUCAGGUUUCCAUUUGCUUUCAAGAUAAUGUCUGAUACAUUAAGUUAAAGUUAAGUCUUUACCAUUUGAAAUGCAGUUGUAAUAACAUUUUUAGCUCUCUCUAACUAGCUUUAAUUUCUUAAGAACAACUUGAACUUCUAUGAAAUGUAUUUUAAAAACUACGUUGUUUGUUUUCUGAGUGUUUCAGGACUUAUAUUAGAGUCGCUGGCCUUUAGUCUUCAUUCAAGCCAAACAACCAUUAUCUCUAAUUGAAGCUGCUUCUACUGGAAGCCAAAACAAUUGGUGGAGUCAGUGAAGAAAAGAAAAAAAAAAAAAAGCCAAGAUGAUUGUCUGGCAUUGUGAAGCCAUUGAUUCAAUUCUGCUUCAUUAAAGCCAUUAGAAGCAGACAGAUCCUGGAUUCUCUUUAACUUUGGGCAUUUUUAAAUUGCUAUCUAUUCUGUCAAGGAAAUACCUUUAAUUGUAAAACCAUUAUCUUGUGGGAUAUUUAGUUUUACUUUGGCAAACUGCAACUAUUUCUUCUGCUUUAGAAAUAUGACAUUCUGUAUUAAAAAAUGCAAAUGAAACCAUGAUUUUUCUAUCUUAAAAUGAAUAAUUUUUUUCCUUCACAAUUUUUCACGAAAUGUAUUUGCAAACUUGAAAAUGUAUGUUAGCCUAAAUCAGCUGACACAUAGUUACUAUUUGAAGAUUUUUAGACAAAUAACUGAGUUGCUCAUUAUUACUAUAUGAAGAAGGAAAUGACUUACAAUUUUUUUACACACUGGAAAGUGAAAAUGGAAGGCCAUAUAUUUAUUUACAUUUUCUGAAAGAGAAGAGACCAAAGGCCAUAUAUUUAUUUAGAUUUUCUAAUGGAUCCUAGAAUGUUCUGUGUGAUUUACUCAGAAGUUCUUCAAUGGAUGUCAAAUACACUUGAAAUAUGUCAGUCAAAGGGUACAAAGGCUCAGAUAGGAGGAAUGAGUUUGACUUUUUUUGAGAUUAAUUCCACAGCAUGGUGAAUACAGCUAAUAUUUGAGUACUGUACAUUUCAGCAACGUUAAGAGAAUAAAUUUCAAAUGUUCUUAUCACAAAAAUGUUAAAUGUUCUAGGUAAUGGACGGGUUAAUUAGCUUGAUUUAAUCAUUGUAUUAAAAAAAUCUUAACAUUACUUUAUAUUCCAUAAAUAUAUACAACUAUAAUUUGUCAGUAUAUAAUAAAAAUUAGAAUUUUCUACACCUAACUAGAAAUGUAAUUUAGAAAUGUGAUAUUACAUUGUAUAGAUCACAUUUCUGAUAUUUAAAAUACAUUUAUAUUAUGUAAUAUUACCCUAUUAAAUGCCUGUUUUUUGUUUUUUAGCAUACUAAAUAACCUAACAGGCUAUGUGUGAAUGUUGUGAAAAUAAUUUGACAGUUUUAAGUCUAUAUCCCUAAAGAUCAGUUAUAUUUUCAGAAGAAAAUACCUUUUUAUGUUCCUAUUUGAAUAAUAAAAGUUAAAUAUCUUUAACCUUGAUUUGAGAUCUUAAUCUUAUAAUUUGGCUUUAAGUUUUUCUUUUUCUGUAGUCAAAUGGAUGGUUCACGUGGCACUAAAUAAUUAUUAAUUACUUAUAUUAGAAGUAUUAACAUUUACAUUAAAAAUAGGAGGAAUAAUUUGUACAGAUUGAGCCCUGAGAUAUUAACACAUAAGACAAAGUUCCUCUUUUCACUGGCUAUUUAGAGCAAUUUUUCAGUAAUCAUGUUUUUUUGUUUUUUAAGUUUCAAGCACAUUAUUUCACUAUUUAUUACAGCCUGGUCAUACUAUUUAUCAAAACCUGACUGCUGUGGAGAAGUAAACCUGUUGCUCUCCAUAGAAUAGUAUUAAAAGCAUUUUACAGUAAAACUUUUACCAGAAAGAUGGUUCCAUUGCAAGUAUUCAAGGAAAGUAUUAGAGACAACCCCAGGGUAUAUAAUGGAAAGUACAGACAUCUUAAGUGAUUCAAUUUCAUAAAAAAGUCUAGGUUCUUAGCAAGCUGAAUGAUUCCAUAGCUCCGUCUUUUAAACCAUGCUAGUUGCCAGCUGUUAAUUAGUAGUGUAUGGUCAAAUAAAAACUUGGGGAUGAAGUACAUCAGUAUAGAGGUUUUGCUGUUAAAAAAAAGAAUUUUUUAUUUUAAUUUUUGCUAUUCAUCCAAUCAAUUCCUAAUUAUAGGUAAUUCUUGGUAUUCUAACUAACAGAUAACAAGUACAAGAAGUUCAAAGCUGGAUUCAUCAUGAAUAAGGAAAAUUUGCCUUUUAUGUAUUUGUGCCAGAGGCUGUACAACAAACCUAUUAUCUUAUAAUUUUUAUCAUUAGCCUGCUAAUAUCAGCACAUUUUAAUAAUUUGUUAAUUUUCAGGGAUGCCUAGGAGGUAAAUGCAGCUAGCUAAGAGUUAGCUGAUGGACAGACAUGGUCAUAGAAGUUUCCCAUCAUCCAUGACUACUAGUUUUAUGAACAUAAUUGUGCUUAAAGCUUUUGUCAUAUUUCUGUUAUUUGUCAGAUUCUCAGAGAAGAAAGGUGUAGACAGUUGCAAUUUUUUUUCCUAUUCUGUUUUCGAAAUGGAGAUCAUGUAGCAAUGGAGUGUUUGGAAGAAGCAGUUGUCUGUUUUUGUAGUCUUGAUCAUGUAUGUUGUUUGUAAAAUUCAAGACAUUCAUUCUUUGGUGGAUAAAGUGCUUAAUGAAUGCUUCUUAUCUCUGUGAAGUAUUUUAAAAGAGACUCAUAUACAACCAAAAAAAAAACGUCUUGAAUUGUAUUCAUGCUAGUGGAAAAUAAGCUUCAUCCUUAGCCAGGCUUAGGCUACUUAAGGACAUUGGAGACUCAAGGGGAUGGGAUGUGCUCCACGCAUUCCAGCAAUUUGUAAGAUGCUCUGGGAGUAUUCCAAUUGUGCCUUUAUAUUGAUGAAGCUGACCAAAUUAUUUACCAUGGCUUUUGUGGAGGCUGUGCAAUUGUUUAUCUAUAUUUUAAAAAGUGCUAAUUGAAAUAUGUUUAUCUCAUGAUAUUGAUAUAAAAUAAUAUAAUAUGUAGUAAUAUAGUUAUCACAUGUAGCCAUGACAGCAUGGGAUUACAAUGAAAAAGAGUAACAACUCUUGUAAUUAAGGCCCAAGAAGUUAUAUUAAAUAUUUUUUAAUAUAACAUUACUAUAUUGUGUUUUUAGUAUGUAAAAUAGAGACAAGAGGAAAAAAAUGUGUUUAGUUAUCCAAACUCUCUCAGCUCCUUUUUCGCUAUGCAUCUUUAUCCUACCUCUUUAUAAUUGUAACAUACGGCAUUCAGAUACAACGUUUACUUGUAUCAGAGGAGGAUACAUUCCAGGACCCCCAGUGGAUCCUUGCAACUGCAGAUAGUACUGAACUUUCUAUAUAGUAUGUUUUUGUCCUAUGCAUACAACCUAUGAUAAAUUAGACACAGUAAGAGAUUAACAACUAUAGCUAAUAAUAAAAUAGAACAAUUAUAACAGUAUAGUGUAAUAAAAGUUAUGAGAAUGUGGUCUCUGUCUCUCAAAAUAUCUUAUUGAAUGGUACUUGCCUAUUUUUGGACCACAGUUGACCACAGUAACUGAAAGAAGCCACCAAAAGUGAAACUGAAGUUAAGAGGAGAUUACUGUAUUAAUAAUCUAGGUUUGAAUUGUGUUUUUCUCUGAGCAUAGUAUCACUGCCUUUUUCUGGUAGGUACAUCAUUUGCUACUUUGCUUUUGUGGAUGCUGUGCGAUUGCUUUCAGAUUUUUAUAAAAGCACUGUUGAAGUAUGUUUAUGUCAUGAUAGUAAUAAAAUGUAAUAUAUAGUAAUAUAAUGAUCACAUGUAGCCAUGAUGGCAUGGGAUCAUAAAAUAGAGUUUCAACCCUUGUAAUUAAGGCCCAAGAAGUUAUUUUAAUUUUUUUACUAUAAUAUUACUAUAUUAUGUUUUCAAUAUGUAAAAUAGAGAAAAGAGGAAAAAGAGAUAUUUUGUUAUCCUAAUUAUCUCUAACUCCUUUUUCCCUGUGCGUCUUUAUUCUACCGCUUUAUAAUUGCUAUGUAGUUAGCAAAACUGUUCCUUUUAAUAAUUGCUAUGUAGUUAGCAAAACUGUUGUUAUGUAGCUUUUUAAUUUUUAUUUCAUCUUUUUGCUGUGAUUUUGUGUCUACGUCAUAUUUUAUUUAAUUGAUGUACAUACAUUUCUUGGUCAUUUCAGUAUAAUAUUUUCUAGAUUGCUUUACUUUUUAAAAUUGUACUGUUAUACUAUUUAAAUCAAACUAUGAUGAAUGUUUUCAUAAACAUAAUAUUAUUUUUUUGUACUAUUCUCUAGGCUAUCUUCCCAGAGGAAGUUGUUUUAAAUAAAGAGAUUUUAAUUUUAAAUGAUACUGCAUUAUUUUAUAAUAUAAUGUAAUAUAUUAACAAUAAAUCUAGUGGGGCAUGAAGUAACUUUUGAAAAUUAUUCGUUUGCUGUUCUCAGUAGUCGAACAAGCAUUAAUCAUGCAAGUAUUAUCAAUAACGUAAUACCUAUAUGUUGACCUCAGCUUUGCCUAUUCAUAUAGCAAAUUGUUUUUGAUGCUAAAUGUUGCUUGAGCAGCUGAUGACAAAGUGGUUCCUAUUCGUUUUCUGCUCUUCUAUUGCAAGCAGACUCCGGUACCUUUUUUAUUUGGCUCAUGGUGAUCAGGUUAAUUAUAUGUCUCUAUCUCUCCAUGUCUUAGCUAAAGGUCUUGCCUUCAGCUCUCUAAUCUCUUUUAAUUCUACCAUCACUCAAUUGCUUGAUUUGUCCUUGAUAAAACAUAAUGUCCUGAAUUACCUAAUCUCUGUAUGGUUUGUGAAUGGUUUCCUAGUAAUUUCAUGAAGGGAUACUUAACAACUGGACACCGUUUUUAUCUUCAGUUGUUUCUCCUCUUUGUUCUCCUCUUUUUUCUUCAAUUUCUUUUCUUUAUGUUUCCUAAAUUGAAUAUUGAACUUUUUGCUGACUUGAUGAUUCAAUACUGAGGCACAGGUAAUAAUUGGGAAACCCUCGGCACACUUCUUUCUUAACUAUUUGGAAUUGGAAGAUCUCUUAGAAGAGCUUAAAACUGUUUAGAUGAAACCUUACCAUACUCUCUCCUGGUAAGUGAAUUGAGCUGCAUAGACUACUGAGUUUUCCAGAGAAUAAAUAUAUAUUUUUUAGUGUAAUUGUUUUUGGAAAUAAUACAGAGAAUAAAUAUAUGUUUCUUAUUGUAAUUGUUUUUGGAAAUAAUACAGGUUAUUCCUGAGAAUAAUUCAUGCUCUUGAAGAACAAUCUCUGUCUAUCUUCAACAUUUUAAUGAAAAAAGGCAGGGGCGGAAGGAGCGAAUAAUUUUUUUCUUUCCAAUGGCAAUUAAAAGCAUAUUUUCAGCUCCCUUUUCCAGAGUUCCUGAAAGAUUUCUGGAAUCUUUUUAAAACUCUGCUUUUUCUGAGCUCUGAGCCUAUAAUUCUUUACUAUGUUUCUUAUUAUCUGCUUAUCUUUGGGAUUGCUUGUUUGGGGGAACUGAUCCAAUUUGAUUCCAGUUGUUUCCAAUUAUGCCUGGAGCCAUCACUUAUGCUGGGGAGAGACUGUAAAAUAAACAAGUUCCUUUUUCCCUUUUAAAACUUUGAAUCAAUCUAUGAUAUCUUGUAGACACCUUGCCAACUGCAUUUGAGAAUUCUUGGUAUUUUAAGCCAUGAGAUACCUCAUGGUAUCUUGGGGUCUUAGGGGUCAGCCAUUUCAAUGAAGAGGCAGUAAAAUCAGGAGCCAAAUCUCAGUGUCUACAACAAAUGAGUAAACAAAGAAAUUAGAACAUUUUAACUAGCUAAAUGAGAAAGUUAAGUUACGAAUAAUGUUUCUAUUUUUGAAGCCUCAUCAGUUGUGUUUGGGGCUGAUUUUUGUGCAGUGGCACAGCAGUUCCAGUUGUUAAAUGUUGAAAUGCAUUUGUAUUGGUUAAGUAGUCAGCUGAUGCUAUGGAGCCCAACAAGUGUCAAUUUAGGCUGUGUUCAGCUGGGUGGUUCUUCUUCUGAUAUAACCAGAGUUCCUGCAUAUAGCCACAGUCGGCUAGGAGGUCUGCUCUUGGCUAUUCUUCCCAAGAAGGCCUUGAACACAUGCCUGGAAAUUGAUGAAUGGACCAAACCAUGUAUCUCCAGCGUCCAACAACAUAGCUUGGGCUGCUUCACAGGGCAGCUGGCUUCCAAAGGCAGCAAGAGAGGGUAAACAUGUUGCAAGUACUUUUCAAGCCCCUGUCUACAUCCUGUUUGUUAAUGUUCCAUUAGCCAAACAAGUUACACAGCCAAUUCCAGAUUCAGGGAGCGGAGAACUAGAUUUCAUUUUUUUGAUGAGAGAAGCUGUGAAAUAUUUGCCGCCAUUUUUCUUCAGCUUACAACAACUUUUUGUGGCCAUUUUUCUUCUCAUGAAGAAACUAACACAGAACGAAUAGUUUAAAGGUAGCUAUUCUUGUAUGGGGAAAGUAUGCAUGGGAAGAAGAUGAAAUAUUUUAAUUUAGCCUGCUUUUCAAACUUUCUUAUGCCUGAUCAAUCUUGGGACAUUUAUAGACUGUAGGUUAUAUGUGUUUGUGAAGGUAUUAUUUUAUAAAAUAUUUUUUAAAAUUAUUUCUCUUGAUUAGGUUUUUCUUUUUAAAUUUCUUUCCUUCCUGAACAAAUUAUAAGUUUCAAGAGAUCAAGGAUUCACUGUUUCUUUUGGUGUUCUUUCCUAGUCUGGGGCCUGCACAUUAUUGUUAUUGGCUAAACUAUACACUCCACUGGCUGUAUGUAAACAAGAAUUUCACAUUAAGCAUGAUUCUAUCAUUUUGUUAUAUUUGCUUGUGAUUCUUUGUACUUUUGAGUAGCUGUUUAAAACAAGUAUUUGAAAAAUACAGAUCUUUGCAUUAAUACAUCUUUACUACCUCUUUGGGCCUUGAAUUUUGAGUCAGUAGCAUUGCUUUCUCUGGUGAAUUUAAAGCUUAUCUUGCACGGAAUUUUAUUAGGAAGUGUGUGUCCAACUUUGGAUCUAUUUUCUCAUUUGUGGAGCACAGGAAUUUCAUCGACCAGUAGACUGGUUCUAGUAUACUACCGAUGAAACAUCUAAUAAUGCUAUAUCACACCCUACAAGCCAUUUGAUAUAUAUUAACUGCAGUAUCAAUCUUAUAACAAACUUUUAGGUUAUUCCAGAGCAUUCAUAUUGGCUAAUUGCUGACAUUAAUAAUAGUUAUGUUAUACUUGUUACUUCUCUUGCCAUGUUCAUCAUAGAUGUGUUGUACUUAGAGGACAAAAAGGCUGGUAUUUUUUCUAAUGUACCUGUGAGGAAAUGACUUGAGAAUUAUGAUGUUCUUUCUCCUCCCCAUGGUAUAAAGUUAUUUUUCCAAAUGCAUUUGAUAGUAUCAUAUAUUAGCAAAUUAUUUCAGUAAUUUUCAGGAGCUCUAGAAAACAAUUGGUGGAACAGGUAGAUCCAUUUAUUUAGAAAGCUUCUUAUCAUUACCCAUAGUCACGUAAUAAUCGUUGCUUAAUUAUCUCCUUUGCUGUGGUUGUAUCAACACAUAUGUGAUUGUUUCUUGUUCCCUAUGGCUCAAAAGUCUAAAUUCUUUGUUCCUAUCGAUAAAAGUGUUUGAAUGCUUCUUUUGUUAUGUUUAAAUUUCAUACCUGAGAAUUGCCUAUUUGUUUCCAAAUAGCUGUUAGGUUGCAAAGUCAGUGCUUUGCGUAGUGUCAGGGUUAUUUAAUAACCAAAGGAAAUCCUUUUCAGUGUAUAUUUUCAUCAGUUAAAUUUCUCACAGAGUCACCUCUCUAUACAUACAAUGUAGCCGAAUUCUCUUAGUGUUCUCUGCUUGUGUAUAAAGUUUGAAUAAUAGUUAGAAUAAGUAUGUUUUCUAAACACUUGUUUACUAGAUAAUACGCAUACUCAUUGCUUGGUGUGAGUGGCUUCAUUUAAUGUUCCAUUUUCAGGGAUUCCUAGGGGAAGAUAAUGAAAAGUGUACAUUUUUAUUUAAUGAGAGAAGAUAGUAGUCAAAAGUUACUUCAUAAAUCUCCCUUCUGUUUUCUUCUUGAAUGUUUGUUUAGCUUUUCAUAAAGAAACAAAUGGCAUACUUAUAGGCCACUUCUUGUAUGUUCUUUGCCCAACGAUAUGGUAGCUAAUAUUAUUCAGAGGAAAAAUAUCCAGGAAAGAGAAGUGAUGGGGAUGAUAAUUGAAGGAUCUAGAAGAUUUUGCAAUAUGAAGUAUUUGUCAAAAAUAAAACAAUUGGCCAGACUUAGACUUCUCUUCUGUGUCCUUUACCAUGUUGAUGGGACCUUUAGUUAUAUCUCUUUAUGUCACUGUAAAAUGUGAAUAAUCACAUUCUAAAAGUAAAAGGGGAUCAAGAAAUUGUUUUCUUGGACCACUUAUUGCUUAUAGUGCACUCAUCUGCACCAGUCGUCCUGAUUAUGAGGUCUUCUGUGCCUUGGUCUCCUCCCUUCUGACAGUAGGGAUCAAUGAUACUUGAUCCUCCCACUUUCCCAAUGGGUGUGAAGUAGUAGAAAUGACAUUUGAAGCUCUAGAAAUACAGGCCACACCUUGCAAAUUCAACCUAUUAAUUCUAUUAUGUUUAUGUUUCUUAAAUAGCCUACUAAUUUUUCUUGGAAAAUAUGUCAAGAUCAGAUACAAACCAUUUUUUAAAAAUUAUUUCUUCUUUUAAAAUCAUCUUUACUGAAGUAUAAGUACAAUAAACAAUAUCCAUUUAAAGUGUACAAUUCAAUGAAUUUUGACAUAUGUCUACACCCAUGAAGUUACCACUACAAUCAACAUACAGAAUUCUGUCAUAUCCAAAGUUUUCUUCACAGUCUAUUCCUCCCUGGCUCUCAGAUCUCUGGCUCUAGCAAUCAAUGAAAUCUUCAUUUUGUCACUUUAAAAUAGUUUGCAAUUUCUACAAUUAUGUAUAAAUAGAUACAUGUGCUAUAGAUUUUUUUUGUUCCUGGCUACUUGGCAUAAUGUUUUUGACCCAUCCAUGUAGUUGUGUGUAUCAAGAGUUGGUUUCUUUUCAUUGCAUAGAUAUACCACAUUUUGUUUAUCCAUUUACCUUUUGGAGGACAAGUCCAUUCUGUGUUCGCAUGGUUUUUUUUCCACCAAAUCUUGCUCUCUUGUACCACUUGCUAAUAGUUUUAUGUCCUUAAGCCUAGUUUUAUUUAUAUUUUGUCAUUUACUUUACUACAUUGUUAUAUAGUUUCAUUAUACACUACUAGAGAACCAAUAUAUUACUAAGAGUUUAUAUAAGGCUUGUAUAUUUAAGUGGAAUUAUUUAUGAUUAAAAAAAUGAGUUCUUGGUUUUUUGUCCCAAAGUAAAUAGCUUCUAAUCAAGAAUGUAUGAUCUUUUCUUCCAGAGAAAACUUUUUUUAUCUCUGGCCCAUUUUGCCACUUUGAUGGCAGCAAUGAUGAGGAUUCCUGUAGAAAUGUGUGCUGACAUCUAAGUAGAUCAGCAGCCCUUCAACAUAGCACUUCCUUGGUUCAAAGAAAAGGUACAUGACAAGUAGGGAGAUUUCAGUUACAAAAGUUGGUAAAUGAAAUGAAAGGUUUUUUAUAUUCCUAAUUCAGAAUUUAAGCUUUUUGAGACUUUUCUUCAUGUUCCCAAGGUGACAACCAUUUGAGCUGGAAGUUGCAUUCACCAGGAGAGCAGCAGCCUUUUCACUGAGGCAAAUUUAAGAAGACCAGUUUUAUCCCUGUCAACCAUAGCAUUGCUACUGAAGUUAAAAGCAAUGAGAGUUUAGGGAGUUGUUUUUUUAAAUCUUUCUUUUAAAUCUUCAGACUUAACCUCCUAAAUCUAAUAUUACUGUCUAAGUACAUUCACAUUUUUAAUUUCUCUGGGGCCAUUUUCCUUUCUGUCUUCUCUUCUCUGUCUCCAGUUUUCUUCCUCCUUCAUUUUCCAUCUGCAUUUGCAUUUUUCUCUUUUUCUCUUCCUCUAGUCAUAAAGAUCCUCCAGGGAAGGAUUGGCCACUAGAAAAGAAAUUCUUUUUUCAGCUCUGCUUUGACUAUCUUGCUUAUGAAAUUUUGCUUUCCUAACACAGAAAUCUCAAUGAUAUUGCUGAAGCAACUUCUGUAUCCUAUACCCUGGCAAGGUUCCUAGAACUGGUCCCAGUGGG
Gorilla gorilla gorilla (western lowland gorilla) is the source of this 23911-nucleotide messenger RNA. It is a transcript of the gene KCNA4, whose product is annotated as potassium voltage-gated channel subfamily A member 4. The transcript is spliced from 2 exons. NCBI's taxonomy places the organism in Eukaryota, Metazoa, Chordata, Mammalia, Primates, Hominidae. Gene Ontology annotation, biological process: action potential; protein homooligomerization; potassium ion transmembrane transport. Gene Ontology annotation, molecular function: delayed rectifier potassium channel activity; protein binding; potassium ion binding. Gene Ontology annotation, cellular component: membrane; dendritic spine; voltage-gated potassium channel complex. Bases 1244 to 3205 code for a protein of 653 amino acids. The record is from RefSeq and is a predicted model, not a curated record.